This is a messenger RNA of Corythoichthys intestinalis (scribbled pipefish), 939 nucleotides long. It is a transcript of the gene kcnk20, whose product is annotated as potassium channel subfamily K member 13. The transcript is spliced from 3 exons. Bases 1 to 939 code for a protein of 312 amino acids. Gene Ontology annotation, molecular function: potassium ion leak channel activity; outward rectifier potassium channel activity. Gene Ontology annotation, biological process: potassium ion transmembrane transport; stabilization of membrane potential. The record is from RefSeq and is a predicted model, not a curated record. Gene Ontology annotation, cellular component: plasma membrane. Lineage: Eukaryota; Metazoa; Chordata; Actinopteri; Syngnathiformes; Syngnathidae.
AUGUCUCUGAAGAAAGAUAUCUCUCCAUCACCUGCCAAGGUGGAUACCGCUUGCUUCGGCCUCCUUGGAGUGCUCAUUGCCCUUUACAUGCUGGCUGGUGCCGUUAUAUUUUCUUCAUUAGAGAGAUCAGCAGAAAUUCGGGCCCACCAUUAUUGGAACACAAGGUUCAGGGAGUUCAGUCAUGUGCAUAAUUUGAGUAACCAAGAUCUAAAAUCUCUUUUGCGCUACUACGAAGAGGCCAGGAUGGCAGGAGUACGUGUAGAACGAAGCAGAGCACUGUGGGACAUCCCGGGAGCUUUCUACUUUGUGGGUACUGUGGUGUCCACUAUUGGGUUCGGCGUGACAGCCCCAUCUACAAUAGCAGGAAAGGUCUUGCUUGUUUUCUACGGUUUGUUCGGCUGUUCGGCCACGAUUCUCUUCUUCAACCUCUUCCUGGAAAGAGUUCUAUCUCUGUUGAGCUUCCUUUUAUUCUGGCGCCACUCCAAGAGAAUCCGACACAGCAGACUGGAGAGCGGAGGCCGAGGAGAUGACUGCAAAGUUGAUUGGAAACCGCCGACAUACCAAAUCAGCCUAGUGCUUUUCUUUACUGUCAUUGUCGUCGCCUGCGGUGCAGCCCUGCUCUACUCUGCCAUGGAGGGCUGGACUUACCUGGAGUCCCUCUACUUCUGCUUUGUGGCCUUCAGCACGGUUGGCUUCGGGGACUUUGUGAGCGUCCAGAGAAAGCAACAUGAAGUGAUCCGAGCAUACCAGGUGGCAAACUGUGUCGUGAUCCUCCUUGGAGUGUGCUGCACGUACUCCCUCUUUAACAGUGUCUCUGUGUUGAUGAGACAAGGACUCAACUGCAUAAUGAGGAAACUGGCCAGGGCUUAUAGCAGUGUUCUGCUAUCUGCUGGAGCCACUUCUCCAGUGUGGGAGACACGGCCUCUAGUGCUCCUAUGA